GCAAGCUAUAUAAAGAGACAAAUUCCCUGUUAAUUCUACAUCCACAGCCCCCCACACACAAAAAAAAAAAAAAAAAAAAAAACCAUUUUUAGACAUGUUUUCAAGGAAAUUGUUUCGAAAGCGGAGGAGUUCCAUGGCUACUAAAAGGAGGAAUCAGAAAAGGAAUAUGAAUGAUGAAAAAUUGAAGGCACGCAUAAAAUGUUUGAGAGCUGAAAUGGUAGAGAUUGUUGAAGAGCAAAAGAGUAUCAAAGAGGAACAAAGACAUGUGAGAAACAAAUAUCAAGAGUUGAAGGUAGAGAAAGAGCAACUCAAGAUGGAGACCAAGCUCAUCUCAGAGCAAAGCCUCACAAUCCAACAACGUCUCAUUCUAAUCUACAAAAUCUUCAAAGCAAAAGCUAGCAACGAUUUUGCCAAUGCAGUUCAACUCACUCAGUCUCUUCGUGAUUUAAUAGCAAAUCAAAAUGUGAGAAAGGGAGGUGUGUGACUACUGGCUCCUGAUGAUAUAUAGUAAUGGACAUGUGAGGAUGGAUAACAAUGAAAAUCAACAUUCUAUCUCCUCAGUCAUUGCAUGUGCCUGCAGCUUCACAUCUAGAUCUUUGAAUUUCAUUUUCAGUGUCAACCCCAAGUUAUUUGUGUAUUUGUGAUGAAAUUCUUGUAAAAUGGUUUUCUUUUGUAUGUGUGUGCUUUUUUUUUGCUUAUCCUAUAAGUCUACUAAGUUUGAAAGCGAGAGGAUUGAUGAUGAUGUAGGUAAACUAAAAUGACCGAUUUUUGUUUAUAAGAUAUUUUGGAAUCGGUAUUUAAUUAUUGUGCGUGGUUGUAAUUUAUAUGAGUGGUGAUUUUUCACACCCAUAUAUUUCUUUGUGGAUUAAAAGACUGAAAUCCCAUUUGUGUUAA
Tripterygium wilfordii is the source of this 894-nucleotide messenger RNA. RefSeq lists its product as uncharacterized. The record is from RefSeq and is a predicted model, not a curated record. The transcript is spliced from 3 exons. NCBI's taxonomy places the organism in Eukaryota, Viridiplantae, Streptophyta, Magnoliopsida, Celastrales, Celastraceae. The coding region runs from base 95 to 484 and encodes 129 amino acids.